AUGAGUUCAGAAUACAUGAAACUCUUUUUGAUUUCCGUCCUUUUGGGGAGUAACUAUGCUAACGAUGGGAUCUGUGGCAAUAACACAGUUAUUCAAAAAUGUUGCACGAGCUAUAUGUACGAUGACACAUUGCAGCAAUGUGUAGCUUGUAUUGGAAGGUUCGGUGACAACUGUAGCCAAAGUUGUCCUCUCGGAUACUAUGAACGACAGUUUAAUGAAACUUGUACUUGUAAUUCUACUGUGUGCGACGAAGUGACAGGAUGUUUAAAAGCUACAUCAGAUCAAACUGAAUCAUAUGAGAAUAUAACAUUCAGGGAAUUGGAUUUGUGCAAACCAAUAGAUUCAGGAUUGAUUAUACGUCAUACUUUGACCGUAUCGGUAUUCUUCCUUUCCUUACUGAUUGGCAUAACUGUAACCAUCGCCUACAGACUGAAAAGAAAAACCGAGACCAGAAUCCCCGUUGUCAGCACAAAAGACAGCUUAUUUCUCGAUCGCAAUACUUGCGCCUCCUCAUCGAUCUAUAUCGAUGUGAUACACCCCAGAACUACACCAGUUCGGGUCGUGGAACUAAUAGACCAAACAGAUUACUCGGAAAUAAACUGAGGCAAACUGUUCCCAUAAAC
This is a messenger RNA of Magallana angulata, 623 nucleotides long. RefSeq lists its product as uncharacterized. NCBI's taxonomy places the organism in Eukaryota, Metazoa, Mollusca, Bivalvia, Ostreida, Ostreidae. The transcript has 7 exons. The coding region runs from base 1 to 603 and encodes 200 amino acids. The record is from RefSeq and is a predicted model, not a curated record.